AUGAUGCGAAGCCUCCUUCACAUCGGAACACCGUAUCCAGGUUCGGCUUCCAGACCAACUUCGACAAGGCGUAUCCCAAAACUCCCUAGGCUUUGUGACACCAAACCGAAGCAUGUUAUAUUUGGACCGCCUUUCGACGAUGCCGAUGCAGACGUUGUUCUUCGGUCCUCUGAUAACGUCGACUUCUACUUUCACGGAGCCCUUUUGUCCCAAGCCUCACCGUUCUUUGAAUCGAAACUAUCUCUCUUUCAGCCGUCUCCUGUGUCUUCCGAGUCAGACUCCGUCUACGAAACUCAUCCCUCUAGCGCUUUCAAUCCUCUGGUCGUCCAUGUCUUACUUGAGGAGAAUAGCUCUGUUGUGCACGUUCUGCUUUCUAUGUUGCUCGCCGACGGUGCCACUCUGUCCCCAGAUCAAGAUGUAGGAAAAGAGGAUCCCUUCGCGGGAGACGACAUCGUCCGCCCCACGUCCCUGGGGGACGCCUUGACCUUGAUCAAUGCCGCAGCUAAAUACGACAUGACAACCGUCUUCUCGAGGGCCCAAUCAUUCCUAUGCGAAUUCUUGACCCUCGACACCUGUGUCCCUAUCUACGCCACUGCACAUCGCUUCAACCUCCACCACGAAACUCUCUCCGCCGCCCGUCUCACGCUACAGCUCCCUCUGUACGACGUCAACGAGUACUUUAUCUCCUGCGAUCCCUCAUGGGCCUCCGAUCCCGCUUACUCCGAUAUCCGAAAGUAUCGUAUCGCUUACGCCUCCGCAAUGGAGCGCCACCUCCCUAAAGUGUUCGAAUCCUCCACAGAGCUCGAAAUCUGGGUCGCCCAUGCAGUCUGCCAAGGCUCUCCCUUCGAACGACGCCGGUGCUCCAACACCGCCGAAGCAUGGCGAGAGACGUUCAGCAUCGGUGCACGGAGGAUGGUGGAGGACUUAUGCCGAUCUGCGCAGCGUGCUAGUUCGCCUAGUUGGAGUUUUCCGGUUGCGUCUGGGCCGGGUGCUGCGCCUUGUUUGACUUGUGUGACUUGUUAUGCGUUGAGGAGGAGGGCGAAGGAUGUGGAGGGUGAGUUGGUGGAGGUUGCGAGGAGGAUUGUGAGGGUUGAGGUUGUGCCUAAGAUUGACGUGAGGGGUAUCUUCCCUGACUUUUGA
This is a messenger RNA of Stereum hirsutum FP-91666 SS1, 1140 nucleotides long. RefSeq lists its product as uncharacterized. Lineage: Eukaryota; Fungi; Basidiomycota; Agaricomycetes; Russulales; Stereaceae. The record is from RefSeq and is a predicted model, not a curated record. Gene Ontology annotation, molecular function: protein binding. The transcript is spliced from 2 exons. Bases 1 to 1140 code for a protein of 379 amino acids.